GUCUGUAAAUGGAUCAUUUUGCGAUCAAGAGCAAGAGAAAAUGGUCAAAACAUCUUUCGCGUUUUUAAUCUGUGUCUUAUCAUGUUUUCUUCUCACCAUUCAAUUGAUUGCAUUCAAAUUGCUAAUUAAACAGGCCAAAAUUGAAGAGCCAACAGCUUGGAAACUCCUCGAUCAAAUAACUGUAGCCGCACAGCAAUAUAAAAUUCCAUUAUUCGUUAUCGAUCGAUUGUUGCUGAAUUAUAUCCAACAAGGUGACUAUCUUCUUAAUGCAGAAUCAUUGCCAAGAAAUUACCCGCUUAAAAAUGUCAAUCAUCACCACUUUUCUUCGAAACGCAAAUUUUACAGUAAUUUUGUUUCAUAUCAUCAAUCAUCUAAUUCAUUACUGUCAAAGAGUCGAGUAUGCAAAUUGUUCUGCAGAGGUGAAAGUCGCCUAACUCAUCUUGGUACUUUAGCCGAUUCGAUUUCACCUGAAACAGUUGAUCAUUUCAGUAAUUAUCUUAAAGAUCAUUAUGGUCUUAGUGUGAUUACACUGAAAGAUAUUGAUUCAUCGCUGUUGCACUUAAAUAUACACGUAUCAAUUCCAACGCAUAUUGUCAUCGUCGAUGAAAAAAUUGAUAUCCGAAAACAAUCACAUGUUGUACAUAUCGUCAUUUUCUAUGAUCGUGUUCAAGGUGAUAAUUGGUGGCAAGCACCGAUCAAAUUUAAUGAAAAUCAUGAACGAAUUCUCCAUCGACAAGGUCUUAAACGAACCGAAUUUCGCUUGCCAUAUUCAAGUGCCAUCUAUGACAAAACCGAAAUACUGCGGACAACUAUUGAUGGUUUGAAGAUUUUUCUUCCACAUCCGCCCAAAUCAUUCCUAACUCCUUCAAAUGAUAAGAGAUUCAUUGAAUGUGAUCGUCGACAAUCAAUUGAAUUCUACAAUGAAAAUCCCAAAGAUGAAACUCCUGAAGCAAACAAUUUUCGAACAAAAGCUCAAACAUUGCUGACAAAAGCUCGACAAUUAAUUGAACAUGAAUUAGGAUUGCCAUUUUGGUUGAGUUCAGGAACGUUACUCGGUUUUUAUCGCCAAUGUGAUUUCAUCGUUUACAGUGGUGAUGUCGACAUCGGCAUGUGGGCCGAUGAUUUUAAACCAGAAAUAGUUGAUCUAUUCUCCAUAAAUAAUAUUCCAUUAAUACAUUGGUUUGGUCGACCGAAUGAUUCACUUGAAUUAUCAUUUUUGAUGGAUGAUCUGAAAUUGGACAUUUUUUUCUUCUAUCGAGAACAAGAUCAUUAUUGGAAUGGUGGUACUCAAGCUAAAACUGGUCUCAAAUUUAAAUAUAAUUUUCCAAAAUUCACCCUUUGUUGGACCGAUUUCAUUGGUCUAUUGGUAAGAAUUCCUUGUGAAACAGAAUCAUAUAUCGAAGCUAAUUAUGGUAAACAACAAUGGCGAAUACCACGACGUGAUUGGGAUUGGAAAUCUAGUCCGCCUAACGUUCGACCUAAUGGUCAAUGGGAUCCAAGUGAAUGGUCUGAAACCAUAAGGCUGAUUCCGAUGCCCAAUGUAUAGUGCAAAAAAUUUCAAAAAUUUCCAUUUUUUUUUUUGUUGUAGAUCAUGCACAUAUAAUUUUUUAAAAAUCUAGUCACAA
Messenger RNA from Dermatophagoides pteronyssinus (European house dust mite), 1625 nucleotides. RefSeq names its product ribitol-5-phosphate transferase FKTN-like. The record is from RefSeq and is a predicted model, not a curated record. NCBI's taxonomy places the organism in Eukaryota, Metazoa, Arthropoda, Arachnida, Sarcoptiformes, Pyroglyphidae.